Molecule: messenger RNA, 877 nt
Organism: Ricinus communis (castor bean)
Lineage: Eukaryota; Viridiplantae; Streptophyta; Magnoliopsida; Malpighiales; Euphorbiaceae
Product: NAC domain-containing protein 104
Exons: 3
Coding region: 74-715 (213 amino acids)
Biological process (GO): system development; regulation of DNA-templated transcription
Molecular function (GO): DNA binding
Source: RefSeq, a predicted model, not a curated record
UUUUCCUUAUAUAUGGGAGAGAUAACCAGAGACGUAAAGCAUUGAGAUUGGUUUUUACAAGGAAUGUAAGAAAAUGGGAGAUUGCAGCAGGCUGAAUCUUCCUCCUGGAUUUCGUUUCUGCCCAACUGAUGAAGAACUUGUUUCACACUUUCUUUAUCCUAAGGCUUCUCUCUCAUCUUCUUGCUCCAACCUCAUUCCGGAGCUUUUUCUUCCUCCCGAUCCUUGGAAACUCCAUGGCAAGGCUCUGUCAAGUGGAAAUCAAUGGUACUUCUUUACCCAGAAGAAGAUUAUGCAAGGCCACCAAGAAACAGAAAAUGGGUUCUGGAAGCACUUAGAUAUUGAAGAACCUAUUCUCAGUGAUGCUGGUACGAAGAUAGGAUUAAAGAAGCUUGUUAUGUAUUACAUCGGCCAACAUCCUACCGCCAUAGAAACUAGUUGGAUGAUGCAGGAAUAUCAUCUUUCCAAAUCAUCAACAUCUGCAUUAUUCGCUGAUAUAUCUUACAAAAGAAAUCGGAACUCAUUGGACUGUCAUGAGCGGGUACUAUGUAGAGUAUACCAAAGGAAAGAAAGUUCUCAGAGUUUGAGCUGCACAGACGAUGAAGAUGACGAUGGUGAUGGUGAUGAUGAUGAUGGAACUGAGCUUUCAUGCCUGGACGAGGUGUUCUUGUCAUUGGAAGAUGAUGUUGAUGAUGAUUUAUGUUUUUUGCCAAAUUAAAUUAUUUAUAUAUCUUUGAAAUCUUCUCUUUUUCUUCUUCUUCUGAUUAUUAUUAUUAUUUAAUUGUUUUCUAUUUUUUCUUUAAGGUAUCUUUUAGCCUAUGCUCGUGUAUGUAAACAUUUUCAUUAAGUAUAAUGAUAUUUACAUUAUAAUUUUCUUUUU